AUGUGUACUCAACUACUCAUUCUAUGUGGUAUUGUGUCAUUUUUGAUCGCGAGAAUUAUUCAUCGGCUCUUCCUUCAUCCCCUACGUAAAAUACCAGGGCCUCGUCUCGCAGCAGCAACGCAUCUCGUUGAGUUUUAUUAUGAUGUGAUCAAGGGUGGGAAGUUCAUCUGGGAAGUGGAGAAGAUGCACGAAAAAUAUGGGCCUAUCGUACGCAUCAAUCCCCGUCAAAUUCAUAUCAAUGACCCAGACUUCUACGAACAAAUCUAUUCUGGAAGUAAAAGCAGACGCGACAAGGAUACUUCUUACCCUCCACGACUCUCUGCAUCACUAUCCGUUAUAUCAACAAUUUCCCAUGACCAUCAUAGGUUACGUCGCUCAGUGAUGAACCAGUUCUUUUCAAAGCGAUCUGUAACGAAGCUAGAGCCCAUCAUACAGGACAAAGCGGAUAAGCUCGCAGAACGAUUCAAGGAAGCUCAUGCAAGUGGAACGCCUUUGAAGCUGGAGUACGGCUUCUCUGCAUUGACCGCCGACGUAAUAACACACUACUGCUACGGUAAAAGCUACCGAUAUCUUGAGGACCAAUUUCCUGAAAAUGAUUUGCGAGAUGCAUUUGGAGGGCUUUUCCUUUUGAAUCACAUUUUGUAUUUCUUUCCACCUCUUUGCGCCCUUCUUAACAACUUACCCCCGAUCUUGAUGCAGUUUAUUGACUCAAAAUCAUCAGUCAUGUCAUACCUCCGAGCUAGAUUGCAUAAACAGUCCAGGGAAACACUUGACCGAAGCGGAAUGCUCGGGUCAGGUGAUCGAGAGACGAUCUUUGAUGCCUUGCUUGAUCCAAGCCUGCCCCCGAGCGAGAAAACGAUUGAGAGGCUGAGCGAGGAAGGAUUAAUCCUUCUAGGCGCGGGAUCAGAAACGACUGCAAACACAAUGGCUUUAGGUGCCUACCACCUGACUAGAAACAAGCCAGUGCUGGAGAAGCUACGGGCUGAGCUGAAACAAGUGAUGAAUUCGCCAGAUAGCCGCCCAUCAUGGUCAGAGUUGGAGCAAUUGCCGUAUCUUACUGCCGUCGUAAAUGAGACUCUUCGCAUGGCCAUAGGAGGCUCUUGGAGACUUCCCAGGGUCUCCCCAAAAGAGGAUUUGGUGUACGGGGAGUAUGUCGUGCCCGCCGGGACACCCAUGAUUACAGCAAGCUAUUUCGUUCACAUGAACCCGUCUAUAUUUCCAGAUCCCUACAAAUUUGAUCCUGAUCGAUGGACCCGGGCAAAUGAAAAGGGGGAGCGCUUGUCCAGAUACAUCGUGAGCUUCAGCAAGGGUACCAGAGCAUGUAUUGGCAUUAAGCCGUCAUCGAUAUUUUACUGCGAUCCUAAUACUGAUUUAAAAAUCAGUAUGGCUUAUGCCGAGCUCUACCUAGUCCUCGCUCGCGUCACUCGACAAUUUGAACUGGAGUUGUUCGAUACUGACGACGAGAAUGUUAGAUUUGCCCGUGAUUACGUGGUACCACAUGCAGAACACGGUCCGUGGAGCGUCAAAGCUUACAUCAAGGACGUGAUUCAAGAAUGA
Messenger RNA from Penicillium cosmopolitanum, 1557 nucleotides. Its product is annotated as cytochrome P450. Gene Ontology annotation, molecular function: heme binding; monooxygenase activity; oxidoreductase activity, acting on paired donors, with incorporation or reduction of molecular oxygen. Bases 1 to 1557 code for a protein of 518 amino acids. The transcript has 5 exons. NCBI's taxonomy places the organism in Eukaryota, Fungi, Ascomycota, Eurotiomycetes, Eurotiales, Aspergillaceae. The record is from RefSeq and is a predicted model, not a curated record.